This is a messenger RNA of Fraxinus pennsylvanica, 1641 nucleotides long. The record is from the annotation of a GenBank genome assembly. NCBI's taxonomy places the organism in Eukaryota, Viridiplantae, Streptophyta, Magnoliopsida, Lamiales, Oleaceae.
AUGUCGUUCACGAAAGUAGUGAUUGAACGAGAAACGGACUCCGAAGAAGAGAGUUCAUCUGGAGAAGAAAAUGAUCAAGUCGAUGAUUACCCAUCCCAAGAAGAAGAAGAAGAUGAUAAUGAUCAAGUAGUAGAAAAUGAGGCUUCCACUACGACGUCGAGGAAACCAAAGACGAAACACAUCACUAUUUCUCUCAAGAAAGUCUGCAAAGUAUGCAAGAGACCGGGUCAUGAAGCAGGAUUUAAAGGGGCCACGUAUAUUGAUUGUCCAAUGAAACCCUGUUUCCUCUGCAAAAUGCCUGGCCACACUACAAUCAGUUGUCCACAUCGCGUGACUACAGAAUUUGGAGUCAUCCCAGCACCCCGCAGAGGAACUCAUAAUUCACUUGAAUAUGUUUUUGCUCGUCAGCUUAGGCCUUGCAUUUCUGCAAUUAAGCCCGCGGUUGUGAUCCCAGAUCAAGUAAACUGUGCAGUUAUUAGAUACCACAGUAGACGAGUUACUUGCUUGGAGUUCCAUCCAACAAAUAAUAAUUUUCUUUUAUCUGGAGACAAGAAAGGGCAGCUUGGAGUUUGGGAUUUCAAAAGAGUACAUGAGAAGACAGUAUAUGGGAACAUACAUGGUUGCAUACUUAACAACUUGAAGUUUAAUCCAACAAAUGAUGGAACAGUUUAUGGUGCUUCUUCGGAUGGAACUAUCAGCUGCACUGAUUUGGAGACUGGAAUGUCAAUGGGAUUGAUAAAUCUUAAUCCUAAUGGGUGGCAGGGCUCAAGCAGUUGGAGAAUGCUCUAUGGUUUGGAUAUAAACUCUCAGAGAGGAAAUUUAGUUGCUGCAGAUAAUUUUGGAUCUCUCUAUAUGGUGGAUAUGCGCUCCAACAGCACAAUGGGGGACCCUGUUUUGAUUCACAAGAAAGGAAGCAAAGUUACUGGUCUACACUGCCAUCCUCAUCAACCAGAUCUUCUGUUGAGUUGUGGAAAUGAUCACUUUGCUCGUAUUUGGGAUAUGCGCAAGUUAGAAGCGGGAUCCUCAAUUUAUGAUCUUGCACACAAUCGUGUCGUCAACUCAGCAUAUUUUUCUCCGCAAAGCGGCAGCAAAAUACUUACUACUUCACAGGACAAUCGCCUUCGUGUAUGGGAUUCUAUCUUUGGCAAUAUGGAUUCCCCAAGCCGAGAAAUUGUGCAUAGUCAUGAUUUUAAUAGACAUUUGACACCUUUCAGAGCGGAAUGGGAUCCAAAGGACCCAUCUGAGUGCCUCGUUGUUAUUGGGCGUUAUAUAAGUGAAAAUUAUAAUGGAGCAGCAUUGCAUCCUAUUGAUUUUAUAGACAUCAGUACAGGUCAGUUAGUUGCUGCGGUAAUGGAUCCAAACAUCACUACAAUCAGUCCUGUGAACAAGCUACAUCCUCAUGAUGAUGUUUUGGCAUCUGGUAGUUCAAGAUCAAUUUUCAUAUGGAGGCCCAAGGAGAAGUUUGAAUCUGAACUACAAGGAGAUGAAAAGAUGAUUAUUCUUUGCGGAAAGGGUGAAAAGAAACGCAGACAGUCUGAUGAUGAAAGUGAUGAUGCAAUAUAUAGAUCCAAGGGUAAGAGUUUGAAGACCAAAAAACCUAGUUUAAAAUCAUCCUCACAUGGCAGAAAGAGAAAAUGCUAG